CCCUUGUACUUUGUGUGCCUCUUCUGCGUUCUUCAAGUACUACUACUACUACUACUACUAUUACUACUACUACUGUUGUGCCCAUACCCCCAUCCAUCCAUCCAUCAUCCAAGACGGGAUCGUCACCCCCUCCCCGACCGUCGGUGACGAUCACUUGCUGGCUUUGAUUGCUCCAUGACGCGGGGACAGUGAAUCGGAAUGGGUCCUCGCUCGCGCCCCUUGGCUUGUUGACGGGCGGACCAUUUCCGUACUUCUCUUUUCUAUUCUUUUUCCUGAAUAUCCCCUUUUGCUGGAACAACAUCUUCUUCAUUCGACUUCUUACUCAUCAUCGCCCACGGUUGGGCCUGCCUCACUCACUCACUCACUCACUCAAUCUUUUCUCUUUCUUCCUCUCCAACGUCCCCUUGGCGGACCCCCUUGCGGCUCGCUACCGUAUAUUCGAUUCGGCUCGCUCACCCUUUUUAUUCGACCUCUUUGCGUCGUUCACUAGGCAGCGACUUUCACUCCUUGUUGGCGUUCCUCGUCUGGUCCCAGAUUUCAUCGCGUCUUGAUGCGCCCUCGUUUCGCGUCCGUGUGAUAGUUAUAGGGUCACGACCAUCGCCACCGCGGCCAUGGCGCCUCGCCUCGACCUCACGCAUUCCACCCACCACCACCACCACCACAAAAUCAUGGUCGCGCCGCCCAGGAUCAACCUCCGCCGGGCGGCGUCGUACAACAACAGCGGCCAGGACCGCGGCUCCUCCGCGCCCCUGUCCGCGACCUCGUCACGCUUCAACUUCAACCACCUUCUCUUCUCGCCCCCGCCGUCGCCCAGUCUGCCGGCCCUGGUCCCUCGCCCGAAGCGGUCACCGUCACAAAUCUUCAAGGCGCGGCCCCGGCGCCUCUUGCGCCACCUGCUCUACCUGGUCACCAUCGUCAGCGCGCUGUACGUCGUGGCCUUUGCCUGCUGGCAUCGGGAUGCCAUCCCGGCCGUGCUGCCGCACUUUGCAGGGGGGAGAGGAGGGGUGCAGUUCGAAAUGGUAGGGCAGGACGUGCUCCCAGACUUUCCCACGCCCAUAGUCGUCACCGAUAGCAAGAGGCGAUCGAAAUGGACCGUCGCCAUCCCCCACGGCUACGAGUUCCCGCUGUCCAUCAAGGAGUACGCCGGCAUGGGCGGCCGGUGCCGCGAGGUGUCGUCGCACGCUCGGGAGCUGUCCCACAAGGCGCCGCUCUCGGCCGACACGAUGCUGGCCUACGACAAGCCCGACGAUUACUUCAUCGACGUCGCCGAGGCGGAGAGGAGCGGCCUCCUCCCCGGCGCGUCCAAGGGGGCGGCGCGGCCCCAACGGUCCGGACACUUUGUGGGACUCGACUGGGAGGCCAUGGCCGGCAAGCCCGUGUGCGACAGGUCGCUCACCUACGUCAUGGAGAGCCGGGACGCCGGGCUGGGCAGGUCCAUGAUGGCGCUGUGGACGCUCUACGCGCUGGCCAAGGAGCAAGGGCGGGCCUUCUUCAUCGACGACUCGCGCUGGGCCUACGGUGCCUACACGGACCUCUUCCAGGCGCCGCCCCUGCCCGACUGCCGCCCGCCGCCGCGGCACCACAUGCUGCCCUGCCCGGUCCAGGCCCGGCACCUGGUCGUCUCGGGCGUCACCUCGCAGGACGCGUACCCGGCGCUCAUGGCCAGGCACCGGCGCAGCACGGGCGCGCACAGCACCCAGCACGACCUGCUGGAGCUGGCCCGGACCGGCUACAAGGCGCUCUUCACCCUCAACAAGGGGGACCAGGAGUACGUCGACAAGAGAAUCAGGGAGCUCGAGGCCAAGGCCAAGUCGGCCGACACCUCGUCCCAGGACGCCCCCAUCAUCGGCAUCCAUAUCCGGCGGGGCGACGCCCACCCGCUCGAGUACCAGUACCGGGACACGUACAUUCCCGCAGAGGUAUUCGUCGGGCACGCCCAUCGCCUGGCCGAGGCGCAUUAUAACAACAGCAGCCGUAGUAGCAGCGGCAGCAGCAGCAAGGGGGCCAAGGGCGAGGGCGAGGGCGUCCAGCAGCUGCUGCAACAGCAACAGCCCCAGCAGCACAGGGCCGUCAUGGUCAUUGCCUCGGACGACCCCAUGGUCAGCAAAGAGGCCGACUUCUCCGACGCGCACCUCGCGCAGAAGCGCAUCCGGCUCGCCACCAAGGAAGAGGCCAAGGGCCAGCACGACGGGGACCCGAACCCGCACGUGCUGCACCAGUUCAAGGAGGAGGCGCAGGGCUGGGAGGGCGGCUUCUUCGCGCCCAUGUUCUGGAACCUCGGGGCCGAACGCAAGAACAACGCGGCCGCGACGGCGGCGCCCGGCAGCGACGAUUACGAUGACGGUGACGGCGUCCGACGGCACGCGGAGCCCCCCUCGGAGCAGACGCUCAAGCUGCGCAGCUUCCUCGGCCGCGCCUACGCCAUGGACCUGGCGGUGCUCGCGGGCGCCAGCGACAAGGUCGUGUGCGCCGUCAGCGCCACGGGCUGCAAGCUGCUGGGCGUCAUGCUGGGGUGGGAGCGCGGCAUGGAGAGGGGCGCGUGGGUCAACAUUGACGGGGGAUACAGCUGGAGCGGACUGAGCUGGUAGU
Molecule: messenger RNA, 2589 nt
Organism: Purpureocillium takamizusanense
Lineage: Eukaryota; Fungi; Ascomycota; Sordariomycetes; Hypocreales; Ophiocordycipitaceae
Exons: 2
Coding region: 612-2588 (658 amino acids)
Biological process (GO): protein N-linked glycosylation
Molecular function (GO): alpha-(1->6)-fucosyltransferase activity
Source: RefSeq, a predicted model, not a curated record